Messenger RNA from Pneumocystis jirovecii RU7, 2514 nucleotides. RefSeq lists its product as uncharacterized. Gene Ontology annotation, cellular component: nucleus. Lineage: Eukaryota; Fungi; Ascomycota; Pneumocystomycetes; Pneumocystales; Pneumocystaceae. The record is from RefSeq and is a predicted model, not a curated record. Gene Ontology annotation, biological process: chromatin remodeling. The transcript has 12 exons. Bases 1 to 2514 code for a protein of 837 amino acids. Gene Ontology annotation, molecular function: histone H3K36 demethylase activity; histone H3K9 demethylase activity.
AUGAUAUCUGGAUUUUCACGGAUUCGACAAGUAUCGACUAAUUUUAAAUUAAUAAAUUUCUCAAAAAAAAUACGGUUAAAAUUCAUGGAAGAGCAAAAAGAAGUUAUAGAUAACUAUCAUCAAGCAGAAAAUUUAGAUGAAAAGGUUUUUUUGAAGGAAAAAAUAGAAGAUGAAAGUGAAGAAGUGCUUAAAGACAUAUUUCCUGAUCAUUACUAUGAUAAUGGGAAAAUCCCUGUUUUUAAGCCGACAAUGGAACAAUUCCAUUGUUUCAAAAGAUUUGUAAAAUCUAUUGAUUCUUAUGGCAUGACGACAGGGAUUGUUAAGAUUAUUCCUCCAAAUGAAUGGCUAGAAAAACUUCCUGAUUAUAGAGAAAAAAUAAAAAGUAUACGUUUAAGAAAUCCUAUUGAGCAACAUAUUGUCGGAAAUAAUGGUUGUUUUCGACAAACAAAUCUUGAAAAAAGACAAACAUAUAAUCUUCCUAAAUGGAGAAAACUAUGCGAAAGCCCGGAUCAUCUUCCACCUGCUCGUAGAGGUGAAAUUAGAAAAACGAUAUACAGUAAUUAUAAGUCUAAAAAAAAAGAAAAUAUGGUUUCAACUAGUCAUUCAUCUACAUUAGAAUUGUCUCAUAAGAUUCCAAUUAAUGGUUUAUCAGAAAAGGAACAAAUAAAAAAAGGAAUAUCAAGUACUCUUAAGAAUGAAAAUGAAUUAAUAACGCCUAUGCAUUGUGAUGUUUUUGUUAAAAAAGAUAAUGCAGAGUUUAAUGAUUCUUUGGAACAAGUGAAUAUUGAUAAUAAUAUGGAAGAGUUAAAAGAAAAAUCAAAAAUUGAAGACUUGCAAACAUCAAAGAAAAAAAAUAAAAAAGCAGUAUUAUUAAAAAAUAUGAAUAAAAUUAACCAAACUGAUAAUUAUGAUUUUAAUGGUUUUGAUUAUAAAAUUACAAAUGCAGAAGAAUAUACAAUAGAAAGAUGUAAAGAACUUGAGCGCAUUUAUUGGAAAACAAUAACUUAUAAUAAUCCAUUGUAUGGAGCAGAUAUGCCUGGUUCAUUAUUUGAUGAAUCUGUUAAAGAAUGGAACGUAGCUAAUCUUGAUAAUAUUUUAAAUAAAAUGGGCAUAAUUUUGCCAGGUGUCAAUUCCUCUUACCUUUAUUUAGGAAUGUGGAAAGCUACUUUUUUUUGGCAUGUAGAGGAUAUGGACUUAUAUUCUAUAAACUAUCUUCAUUUUGGUGCACCGAAACAAUGGUAUUCAAUAUGUCAAAAAGAUGCUUCUCGAUUUGAAAAUAUUAUGAGAAGAAUUUUUCCAAAUGAUUAUAAAGUAUGUUCUCAAUUUUUAAGACACAAAACGUUUAGUGUAUCGCCCUCUGUUUUAGCACAAAAUAAUAUUUAUGUGAAUCGUCUUGUACAACAUCAAGGAGAAUUUGUAAUAACAUUUCCAUAUGGUUACCAUUCUGGAUAUAAUCUUGGUUAUAAUUGUGCUGAAAGUGUAAAUUUUGCUCCUCAUAGUUGGCUUAGUAUUGGCAGAAAUGCACAAAGAUGUAAAUGUAUUCCGGACUCUGUUCAUAUCAAUGUAGAUGAUGCAAUAGAGAAUAUGUUUGCUAAUCAUGAAGAAAAAUAUGAAAGCUCCAAAAAACGUAAAGCCAACAAAAAGGUAUCUAUGAAAAUAAAAGAAUUAAAAAAGCAUAAGAAAGUCCAUAACAAGAAAAUAAAUUGCUGUAUUCUUUGUCCUAAUGAAUCUAUUGAAGAGCCACUAAUAUCAACAAAUUGUGGAAAUUUAUCUCAUAAAAUUUGUGCAUUAUAUAUUCCCGAAACGUAUAUUGUAUAUAAUACAACGUUAUCAAAAGAUAUUGUUCAUGGGAUAGAUAUGAUAGAAAAAGCACGUUUUAGAUUAAGGUGUAUGUAUUGUCGUUCAGUAAAAGGUGCGUGUUUUCAAUGUUCUUAUGCAAAAUGUGUUCGAUCUUAUCAUGCAACAUGUGCUGCUUCUGCAGGAGUUUUAGUAGAAACAUUUCAAUCAGGUUUAAGUCAACAGUUUUUUUUUAGUUGUAAAUUUCAUCGACCAAAGCGACCUAAAUUAGAAAAACUUGAAAGCGAUGCUCAUAUUCAUAAGUUUGCUACAGAAGUUACAAUUGGUGAUGUUAUACAGGCACAAUAUACUAAAGGUGAUAUAUUUUCCGGAAUUGUAAGAGAAAAUCGUAUUGAUGAAAAUAUAAUUUUAAUUGAAAUUUCUUCUCAUGAUUUAUAUGAAGUUGAAUAUAAAUGGGUUUUGGCACCACCUCUAAGAACUUUACCUUUACAUGAAAUUUCUGCUUCUAAUACCAAUUUAAUAAAGCCUAAUGAUGUAUUACAUGAUGAAAAAAAUAAUAUGCCUUUAGAAAUUUUAACUCAAGAAAAUAAGAGCGAAGAUUUAUCAUCUACAAAUAUUUCUAUUCAGGAAAACAAAAAUCUAUUGACCAAUUCAUGUAAUGGAUUAGAGGAGAAUUCUAUAGAUCUAAUUAAUUCUAUUAUUUCACCUCCACAAUAA